AAUUCCAGAACUAAUCGAGGUAUCAAAGGAUUGCAUGAUAAAUACACAUAUUGAUGUUUAUGAUGUUGCAUAAUGUUGUUUGCAACCGUAUAUAAAAUUUGAUUGUCAACCGACACUUAAUCUUUAGGAAGACUAUAUAAAAGCAAGCGCGCUCAAUAAAAUAAUAGCAUAUUUUGACGGAAAAAUGUGGAUUUUCAAGCUUCUUGUUUUUUGCAUAUUUUUAAUAUGCACGACAGCGGAGGAAGAAAUUAAUCUUGAAAUUCGCCAAGGAAAGCUGAAGGGUUUAAAAGCAAUUACAAUAACGGACAAUAAACCUUAUUUCAGCUUUAAGGGAAUUCCAUACGCUCAACCCAAUGUUGGACUAAAUAAAUUUCGAGCACCGGAGCCACCAGAGCCUUGGCAGGGAGUUUUAGAUGCAACGAAACAUGGCUCGACAUGUGUCUUUUAUUGUCAUAUUCGCAAGGGAUUAUUUGGAGAUGAAGAUUGCCUCUUUCUCAAUGUCUAUACACCGACUCUGGAUAAAAAUGCUCGAAAAGCUGUUAUUGUAUUUUUUCAUCGAGGCGCUUUCAAUGCCGGCUCGGGAGAUGAUGAUCUCUUUGGUCCAGAUUUUCUCAUCGACGAUGACGUCAUUCUCGUCACUUUGAACUACAGACUCGGUGCACUAGGUUUCUUAAGUACUGGCGACGCUAACGCUCCGGGAAAUGUUGGUUUAAAGGAUCAGGUAAUGGCCCUUCGGUGGGUUAAGGAAAAUAUCCAGAAAUUCGGUGGUUGUCCGAAUAGAGUUUCAAUUGCGGGAGUUAGCGUCGGUUCAUCUUCUGUUCAUUAUCAUAUGCUUUCGCCAAUGUCAAAAGGAUUAUUUAAAAGUGCCAUUAUGCAGAGUGGAACUGCUUUGGGCGGUUAUGCAAUCGCUCACGAUGGUAAGGAAAUGUCCUUCAAAUUGGGCGAACAUUUGGGAGUGAAAACCACCGAUUCUGCAGAACUUGUUAAAAAAUUGGCAGAAUUUACAGCGAAACAACUUGUCGACGCGACUAUGGAAAUUGAGAAAAAUUUGAAUUCAUUGAAAGGUCGAAUGCAUGCGUUUGUGCCUGUAGUUGAGCCACAAGCCGGCCAGGAAGUAUUUUUGCCAACCGAUCCGUGGGAGAUGAUGAAAUCCGGCAGUUUUGCCGAUGUGCCCUUAAUUAUUGGCUACGCUUUAGACGAAAUGAUUUUUAUGACGAAAGAAUUCCUCCCAAAGGCAGACGAACUUAAUAAUCAUUUGGAGUUAUUUGUGCCAGACAGUUUAAAUAUUACAGACGAUGGAAAACUCAAGGAAAUUUCAGAAUCAAUAAGAAAAUUCUAUUUUGAUGGAAAGGCUUUAACUUCAAAAAGUGUUUCAGAAUUUACAAAGUUAACAAGUGACGUUUAUUUCACUUACGGAGUUGCAAUUAUGACAAAAAUGAUGGCAGCGAAAAAUAAACGACCAAUUUAUGAAUAUUUAUUUUCUUAUAAUUCAACAGCUGGUUUCGUGAAAACUUUUUUAAAAGUUGAAGAAGCUGGAGUGUCGCACGGUGACGAUUUGGCUUACGAAUUUUAUUCCAAGUAUUUUAAUAACAAGCCAGAACCGGGUUCACCUGAUGAGAAAAUGAAAAAAACUUUUACGAAAUUAUGGACGAAUUUUGUUAAAAAUAGGAAUCCUACGAACAAAUUGGACGAUGAUAUUACGGUAAAUUGGGAGCCCUUAGGUCCCGAAGGAAAUUACAUGAAUAUCAAUUUGCCUCUGAAAAUGGAGAAAGGUCUUUACAAAGACCGAGAGAGUUUUUGGGUCAAUAUUUACAGAGACAUAUUAGGAGAACAUGUAAAGCUAUUUGAAUAAGUAGAUUAUUUUAAAUUUCACAAUUUAAUUUAUUUCUCCUGAUAAUAAAAGAAUAGGUGUUUAAUAAAAUUAAUAUAAAUAAUUAUUAAUAAUUAAUAGUGUGU
Molecule: messenger RNA, 1956 nt
Organism: Leptopilina heterotoma
Lineage: Eukaryota; Metazoa; Arthropoda; Insecta; Hymenoptera; Figitidae
Product: esterase FE4-like
Exons: 9
Coding region: 185-1852 (555 amino acids)
Source: RefSeq, a predicted model, not a curated record